This is a messenger RNA of Haliotis rufescens (red abalone), 2802 nucleotides long. RefSeq names its product D-beta-hydroxybutyrate dehydrogenase, mitochondrial-like. Gene Ontology annotation, molecular function: oxidoreductase activity. The transcript has 8 exons. The coding region runs from base 241 to 1464 and encodes 407 amino acids. Lineage: Eukaryota; Metazoa; Mollusca; Gastropoda; Lepetellida; Haliotidae. The record is from RefSeq and is a predicted model, not a curated record.
UGUGCGCUCUAAAUGCUACAAAGACGGAACUUUGUCCCCACCGGACACUUGUCAACACAAAGAUCAAGAUCGACGACCUCGAUUAAGUGAUUGCGAGUGAUCUAUGAUCUUUUGCACCUGAUAACAUGUAUGGAUGACACAUACAUUCACAACGAAGGUUCGCUCUCUCAGAUGGUUGGGUACCUGCCAGAAAACACGUCAGCAGUCGGAGAAAGGUGAAACUGAUUACAGGACUGAUUAAUGUUCCGACUGCACCAACUGGAGAUACACAGACCCUUUCGACAUCUUGUGUCCACCAAAGCAAAGUGUCAAGUAUCCGACCAGCCUCCACCGAGAUUUGCCACAUUUAUUCGAGGCGGCAUGAAGCUGAAGCAGUUUGUACACCUUCAGGUGUUUGAACUCUUCUAUCUCCUCGUCCUUGCCUUCCUGCCCUUCAUUGUGGCCCAGAAGGUGGUCGGUCUUACUAUCCUGACCGUUAUUGGAGUCUUCGGCUUCUGCUAUAUCUUCAAGAAGUUGCUGACAAAGACCAUUGAAAUCACAGGCCAGGCAGUUCUCAUAACUGGUUGUGAUUCAGGAUUUGGCAAUGCUAUUGCAAGGAGACUGGACAGCAUGGGCUUCCUGGUGCUUGCUGGCUGUCUGUCGGAGAAGAGCGAUGGUGCUGAGAGACUCAAGGCCAGUGGUUCCGGCCGGAUUCAUGUGUUUGAGCUGGAUGUGACCAAUGACUACAGUGUUGAGAGCUGUCUGGAGAGGGUCAAUCAGCUGACCAGUGAGAGAGGACUGUGGGCCCUGGUAAACAAUGCUGGAAUCAACUUUGAGGGUGACUUUGAGUUCUGCACACUGGACAUGUUCCGGCAGGUGAUGGAAGUCAAUCUUUACGGAGCUAUUCGCAUGACCAAAGCAUUUCUUCCUCUCAUUAGACGAGCUAAAGGUCGUGUUAUAAAUGUGAGCAGUGCCAAAGGUCAGCUGGCCGCCCCCAACAACUCUGUCUAUGGUGUCACCAAAUUUGGACUUGAAUCACUGUCCGAUGUUUUGCGGCUAGAGAUGAGUCAGUUUGGCGUCAAGGUUGUGGUCGUUGAGCCUGGCAACUUUGGUGGUGCAACUGGCAUGCUCAGCAAACCUACUCUGACAAGAAUGCGAGAUGAAUAUGACGAGAUGUGGGAGAAGGCCUCCAGUGAUGUGAAGGAGACGUACGGCAAGGCAUACCUAGAUGCCAAGUAUGAUGCCUUUGCGCAGUCCGCCUCCACCACAUGCUCCACCCUGGCGCCAGUCAUUGAUGCCCUGGAGGACUCGGUCUGUAACGUUAAGCCCCUUGCCAGAUAUCUAGUCAGCGGCAGCAACAAGUGGUUUGACUAUUUUGUUAUUUUAAUCUACUUGAAAACUAUCCUGCCAGUCAGCUGGAUUGACUCACUUAUCAUCAAGCAAUUCAUCAAGCCAUACCCCAGAGCAGCACAGGCUGUGAGAUGAACACCGCAGCCAUCAUCACCAUGGAAAACAGUUAUUCGUUUGUUAUGUAUUAUCAUUUUUCAUCCUCGCUAUCCUACUGACUUCAUAUUUAUUAAAAUCAUAGUGUCAGGUUGUAAUGGGAUUGCUUGGCCAUGCAUACCUUGAUGUAAUAUAGUGACAAUCACCAUAUUGAUCACCAGUGGAAAAACGUUUUAUCACUAUGGUAUUCGAGAACCUAAGACAAUGUUUUAUCUAACUUACAGGAUUCAGUGUUGAUUCUAAUCAUUUGCAGUUUCUCAAUCAAACUUUCUAGUCAGUGUUUUUCGUUAUUUACUUGAUGGAUGAAAAAAGAUCGACCUGUAUUCAUUCAUUCACCUAUUGAGAAACAGAUUUGUACUUUUGUUUAUUCAGUCAGUCUUUGUGGGUUCACUGCUUCCCUUCUUAUACAACACAAUAUGGACUCUUUCCUCCCACAUUCAGCCUCCAUGUUGUAACGGGGCGGUUGGGUAGCCUGGUGGUUAAAGCGUUCGCUCGUCACGCCGAAGACCCGGGUUCGAUUCCCGACAUGGGUACAAUGUCUGAAGCCCAUUUCUGGUGUCCCCCGCCGUGAUGUUGCUGGAAUAUUGCUAAAAGCGGCGUAAAACCAUACUCACUCACUCACUCAAUGUUGUAACAGGAACACUGUUUAAGUGGCGGUAAACCAACUCACUCACUCCAUGUGAAUUCCUUGUCAGUUGAUUGCAGUAUUUGCAAGGCAUGUGUAAUGUCAACAUGCCUUCAACAGAAAUUUUCCAAAUCUUUUCAUGUUUUCAAUCAAGGUGCUCACGUGAUCUGAUGCACUUUGCGAAGUGUUACAAUAUAGAGCUUGAUUAUCGAUCAGUUCAUCAUCACUGGGUGCCACCAUUUUGUUUGAAGGAAAUGCAAGUGAAGUGGAAUCUGAUUGGUCAAUAGGAGGGACAUAGAAGGGACAUAAAUGGUAAUAGCCAGUGGUGGCACUAUGAUUGAGCCCAGAAAUUCCACCCAUAGUUCCGCAAAUGUUGAAGCUGGACUUUUACAGUUGGUUGUCUGGUCGAAACUCGAUUUAUAACAGGCCAUGUGAUACAGCUGGAAUAUUGCUGAGUGUGACACUAAUCAUGAAAGGAACCAACCAACCAUUGAAGUUAUCACCCUGCAGGUGAUGUGGGUAGUCUUGAAGAGGGCUAAAACCAUUUUCGGGAUAGUCAUUAUAUUGUCGGAGGAGAAAUGCAAAAUUCAUGUUACUAGUCAAAUCCUGUAUAUUUAAUGUAUUUAAGGGGUGAUAAUGCUAUCACAUGCUAUACUUGCCUAUACUUGCUAAUAAACCCAGCCUUACUAUACUGA